Messenger RNA from Oncorhynchus gorbuscha (pink salmon), 4707 nucleotides. RefSeq names its product klotho beta (gene klb). NCBI's taxonomy places the organism in Eukaryota, Metazoa, Chordata, Actinopteri, Salmoniformes, Salmonidae. The record is from RefSeq and is a predicted model, not a curated record. Gene Ontology annotation, molecular function: hydrolase activity, hydrolyzing O-glycosyl compounds; fibroblast growth factor binding; fibroblast growth factor receptor binding. The transcript is spliced from 6 exons. Bases 324 to 3485 code for a protein of 1053 amino acids. Gene Ontology annotation, biological process: fibroblast growth factor receptor signaling pathway; carbohydrate metabolic process.
UCAGUGUACGGUAUGUGUCAGAAAGAGGGAGGGGAGAGAAAAGGAGGGAGGUAGAGAGAGAGAUAUAGGGAAGUCCAACCAUGUUAGCCUGUCAGAUGGACAUUGCACACCUUCUGGCUUCCACAUGUAGACGUCUCAGUCUCCUGUACUCGCUCACUUCAAUCCCUUCAUCUUCUCAUCUUCAUCAUGGAUCCCUCACCUUCUUAACAUCCGGACCGCUGAUACUUACACAGAAACAGUCCCUCAGACAGAGACCAGCUUAUUUCUUCUAAAGGAUUUUGGAAAACUCUGGAGAGGAUCAUUCUUCUUCUACAGACUCCAAUAUGGCAACAUACCUUUUCUCGCUCUUCCUGACAGUGAUGGUCUGGCGUGGAGAUUUCUGUUCCCUGGGGGAGGGCAGGAGGCAGUGGCAGCAUCCCACCACCCCAGAGCCCUUCACCCAGAGCCAGUCCUUCUUCCAUGGGACCUUCCCCCCAGGGUUCCUCUGGGGUACGGGGACCUCUGCCUUCCAGACCGAGGGGGCCUGGGACUGUGACGGUAAAGGCCCCUCAAUCUGGGAUCACUUCACCCACUCAGCCCCCCACCAAGGUGAUGGAAGUAUCGCUGACACGGCCAGUGACGGCUACAACCGCUGGGAGGAGGACAUUGAGGCGCUGGGGUACCUCGGGGUGCGCUCCUACGCCUUCUCCCUCUCCUGGCCCCGAAUCUUCCCCGACGGUGUUGCCACAGGUCGGCCCAAUAGGGUGGCUGUGGAGCACUAUGGGAGACUGCUCGACAGGCUCCUGGAGAGGGGAAUUGAGCCGGUGGUCACCCUGUUCCAUUGGGACCUUCCCCAGGCCCUGCAGGAGCACUAUGGGGGGUGGAGGAAUGACACCCUGGUGGGUUUGUUUGAUGCAUACGCUGCCUUCUGUUUUCGAACGUACGGGGGCCGUGUGAGGUACUGGAUCACCAUACACAACCCCUACCUGGUGGCAGUCCAGGGGUACGGGACAGGGGUGCACGCGCCUGGAGAGACAGGCGACGCCACCGCACCCUUCAAUGUGGCCCACAACCUCAUCAAGGCGCAUGCCAAAGCAUGGCACACCUAUGACACCUACUUCCGGCCGACUCAGAAUGGUAAAGUGUCCAUCGUCUUGGGUUCCCAUUGGAUGGAGCCUAAGAGAGACCAAGCCACAACGGUCAAUAUUGAACUCUGCCAGCAGUCCAUGGAGGCGGUGCUUGGCUGGUUCGCCAAUCCCAUCUUCAGGGAUGGGGACUACCCAGCAUCCAUGAGAUCCACCCACAGGGGGCUUCUGCCUGAGUUCACCCCAGAGGAGAAACACUUGGUGCGGGGAACGGCUGACUUCUUUUCCCUGUCCUUUGGGCCUAACAACCUGCGUCUGGGCCGGAGUCUAGCCCACUAUGGGCAGACUGUGUACCCGGACAUGAGGCGGGUGCUGGGCUGGGUGAGGCUGGAAUAUGGGGACCUGCCUGUGCUGGUGGCGGAGGGGGGCUGGUUCUCAGCUGCAGCUGUGGAGAGGGAGGAUACAGAUGCCAUCUACCUGAUGAAGAGGUUCAUCAACCAGGUGCUGCAAGCGAUGGUGUUUGACGGUGUCAGAGUGUUUGGCUACACAGCCUGGUCUCUGGUGGAUGGUUUUGAGUGGAACUACGGCUACAGUGUGAGACGAGGCCUGUUCUACCUAGACUUCAGCCAGGUCAACAGAACCAGGGUUCCCAAGACCACUGCUCUGUUCUACAGGCAGGUCAUCAAGGACAACGGUUUCCUCAGUGAUGAGAUCACCGGAGAGGUCAAAGGGCGUUUCCCAUGUGACUUCCAAUGGGGUGUGGCCGACUCCAGCCUACAGGUCAAUUUCUAUCCCUUCUCCCCUCAAUUCACCGACCCCCACCUGUACAGCUGGAACCUGACAGGGGAUGGGGCACUGCGUCCUGUCCAAGGAGUCAACCUCCACAUCAGGGGGGCACAGUGCACUGACUACCUGGCCAUCAGUGGUCACGUGAGCCUCUUUAAGUCCACAGGGGCAUCUCACUACCUCUUCGCCCUCAACUGGUCCCUAAUCCUUGCCCAAGGAGAUCUGUCUAAUGUGGACACAGAGGCCCUAAGGUACUACCGCUGCUUCCUCACCGAACUCCGCAAGCAGGGCCUGGAGGCUGUGGUCACUCUCUACUACCCUACUAACAGAGUCCCUCUGCUGGGCUUGCCCGGCCCGCUGCAUGCCUCUGGCGGCUGGCUGAACCAGAGCACGGUGGAGGCCUUCCAGAGAUACGCAGCCCUCUGCUACAGGGAGCUGGGGCCCUGGGUGAGCUACUGGAUUACCAUCAAUGAGCCCAACAGACUAGUGGAUGCCUACAAGAUCGGGGAGGAGCAGCAUCUGGCAGCCCAUAAUCUCCUCCUGGCCCACGCUAAGGCCUGGAGGCUUUAUGAGAGGGAGUAUCUCAGCCAACAGGGAGGACUGGUGUCCCUGGCUCUGCACGCAGACUGGGUAGAACCCGCCAACCCCUUCCUGGAGUCACAUGCAACAGCCGCUCAGAGAUUCCUGUUGUUUGAGCUUGGUCGUUUCCUAGACCCACUACUAGGGAGCAGAGAGGGGGAGGGUAAGAGUGGUAGGUACCCUCCAGAGGUGAGGACGUACUUGGAGGAGAGGGCAAGGGUGAUGGGCCUCCCUGGAUCCCCACUACCACACUUCACCGCCAGGGAAAAAGAGGAGCUAGGAGGGGCGCUGGGCUUCAUUGCACUGAACCACUUCACCACACGUCUCGUGUCACCACGCCCCCAGUCUCCUCAGACUGCCCCACCUAACCCUCAGCAACCUCCAGACCAUGGCUGCCUGCUGAUGUCUGACCACACCUGGGCCUCUUCUGGUCUGGAGCAGGCAGUGGUCCCCUGGGGCCUCCGGAGGGUGCUGCGCUGGGUGAAGGAGAGGUAUGGAGGGGCCCUGCCUGUUGUAGUCACAGCCAGUGGGGUAGAUGACCAGGCCCCUGUAAAUGAUCUGCUCAGGCAGCACUACAUCAGGAAUUACCUACAGGAGGCCCUCAAAGCUCGCCAGUUGGAUGGAGUCAACCUAAAGGGCUUCUACGUCUGGAAGCUGCAGGAUCGACACGUCCCUGAGUUCGGCCUCUUCACCUCUUCCCACCACAAGUCCCGACCCAAAGCCUCCAUCGCAACCUACAGAGAGAUCAUCGAGCGCAGCGGUUUCCCUGGCAACAACGUGACAUCCUCCUGUAGGAUCAUUGACCGCAGGGCGGUGUGUUCCAUCUGCGCUCGCAUCUCAGAGAACAAACUGCUGCUGUUCUUCGCUGCAUGUCUCCUCCUUACAUUAGCUAUGCUGGUGGGGGUCGUCAUCGUCGUCGUCAGGGGGAAGAGGACUAGGAGGAGGAGAAGGGUGGGUUUGCCGGUGUGUCCCAUCCCGCUCGGGAGGAAGUGUCAGCCGUGGGAGAGAGUGUCACUACAGAGUGUGACGGAUAGGAUCCGCGUGGUCCGCCGUUAGUUAGGGCCUCAUUCAUACGGAGUUUGUUCCUGUUGUAGUGGCCUGCAGGUUUUACAUGCCAGCCAAGCUUCCGGGAGAGCGCCAUGGUGCCCUUUUGAGUCGUGGUUCUUAGGGACAGGUCUAGGAUCAGCUUACCCUCCCCAAAACCUUGAACUUAGUGGAUAAAUGAAAAAUUUAGAUCAGUGUUCUAGGGAGCAACUUCAUUAUCCUCCACAAGCCCAAUGGGACUGGGCUCAACGCAGUGGGAUCAGCAAGGGCCAAGGGGUCAUCUUCUGUCUGAGCCCUAGAGAUACCACAUAUUGAUGAUCAAUGUAUAGGCAAUUAACAUAAUUGACCGUAUGUAGGCUAUAUGUUAUCACUGACAAGAAUAUGAUGUUGCCAUGGGAUUGCUUUGUUGUUUCGUUGACAGGACGUUGGCUACAGCUUGAGAUUUUCUAUGAAUGCUGCUGUUGUGAUGUACUGAUCAUGUAUGGUGUACAAGACCGGCGUGCUGACUUGAUGGUGUGUGUCAUAGUGUGUCCUCACCUGUCUUAUAAUUUGGUGGGUACUUAUAUUUGUCCUAUUUCACACGUGUACAAGUGUGUACAAGUGUGAAUUUAUACGUGUGAAUUGUUUUUUGCAUAUCCCAACUCUCCCUGAGACACCCUUGCACAGUCUUUGUAUAUUUGUAGUAAGGAGUUCCUCAAAUAGGGAGUCUGCGCUGAUGGCAGUAGUUUUUGUCCCUCUGUGCUACAGAGACAAAACCACUUGAACAUGUUAUCUACAAAUGGCUAACUCAAGCGCUUAUUCUAAUAUGAAAUCAAAUGGAAUCGUUGUGCCAGAAGUUGCUGCUCUAUAUGGGCACUGUUUCCUUCAGACACUGCUGCCCCCUUGUGGGGGUCUUAUGUCCAAAAACUGGUUCAGGGCCCUUGAUAAGAAAAUAGAGAGAGAAUGAGAGAGAGAGAAUUGAGAGUGAGAGAGAAAUAAUUGGUAGAGAGAGAAUUGAAUUGAGAGACAGAGAACUGAGAGUGAAUUUAAUUGAGAGAGAGAGAGAGAGAGAGAGAGAGAGAGAGAGAGAGAGAGAGAGAGAGAGAGAGAGAGAGAGGUUGAAUCCAAGAUGGCGUAGCAGUAAAGACGUUGUUUGUUGUUGUCCUGUGUAAAUAUUUCCAUUGUCUUUUUUGUAUAUAUUUCAAUAUAUUUCAAUCUCUUUUUCCAUUUUUAAAUUAAAUAUACCUUCCAGCAA